Dracunculus medinensis (Guinea worm) is the source of this 894-nucleotide messenger RNA. Lineage: Eukaryota; Metazoa; Nematoda; Chromadorea; Rhabditida; Dracunculidae. The record is from the annotation of a GenBank genome assembly.
GGCUCUGCUGAUUAUAUUACCAUUAAUAAAAAGAUUAGGAAGAUCGAAUCCUAUAGAAUUGAUAUGAAGAACGCUACAUUUUUGAAAGGAAAGGGUAAUUUGCCUUUUAAGAGUAAGAAUUGUUCGGAAGUAAAGCGAUUAUAUCAAGAUGACCUACGUUUGUUUGGUUUAAUACGACAUAUAAAUCUGAUGCGUUCAAAACAGUUAAGUCCUUUUGGUCCUUCGUUUAUUGGAAUUUCAACAAAUGAACCUUAUGUUAUACGGAUUCGCAUUUGGAAAAUCAAUUAUAUUCGCGCGGGUAUUUAUAUUGGUGGAAUUGUUCUUUUCUUCAUGUCGCAUUCGUUAGUUCGUAACGUUAUUUUUUAUUACACGAGUGGAUGUACUGUUGGCGUAAUUGCAUCGUUGCUCCUUGUUGGUUUCGUUGUAUAUCGCUUUACUCCAAAGAAAUGGUUUGGAUUUCCAUUACUAAUUAGUGGAUGGAGUUUCUCAUUAUAUAUUUUUUAUAUGAUAUGGAGGAAUUUUGCCAUGCUUAUUACACACUACCAGAAAUUUUUAGCAGCUUAUUUUGGUACUUCAAUACUAAUUUCUUUCGCUAUAUGUUAUCGUUAUGGUCCGCCAACUGAUGUUCGUACUCAUAAUCUUGCCCAAUGGGGAAUUCAAUCAAUUGCCUUAAUUGCUAUAUAUUUUUCCUGCCAGGCUAGUGCUUGUUUUUGGCGGUUUUUUUUUCCUGAAUAUCGCCGUUUAUUGACACUUGAUGAAUAUGAAAGAGAAGGAGAAGAAGAAACAAGAAAAGCACUUGAAGAACUACGUAAGUUCUGUCGCAGUCCGAAGGCGGAUGUUUGGAAAAUAACAUCGGCUAUGCGUGAUCCGAAAAGGUCUUUUAAUGAAUUUUGA